AUACAUUACAGCUCGCUAUUUAUCUCGGUCUGCAGCUUCCAGACCUUUGUUGCUUUCUCUCCACAUCUAGGGAUUUCAGUAAUAAAUCACUGAGGGGGAUAGAUAGACUCCCUUGCCCUUGCCUUCAUUGUUCUCCCUAACCCCACCAAAUCAGGUGGAAGGCUCUCCAAAAGGAGUUCUUCUCCAGAAUGCCUGCCUUUCCUGGUGAGGACUACAGAGGGUGGCAGGUGCCUUAAGGGCCGGCUGCUUUCCACUUUAGAUCUAGAAUUUAGAGAACAUCAGAACAGAAAGUCAGCCUCUGUGUCCUAAAUCAAACACCUUGAGAAACAGAAAGUUGAACUAAAAGCUAACAUGAGAUUAUUCUCAGGCCAGUGGCCAGCAAAAAUGAAAGAGGCCAAUUCUGUUUCCAUGCCUCACUGGUACCAUUGCCCUCAGACUCCCAGCUAACACCUGGUGUCCCUAAAGGGCAGUGUCACAGAGGGACAAGGUGGGAGGGGACCUGGGAAAUAAAUGGGUUUUUUCUCAGUGUAAUUCUAAGCAUUUUAUUACAUUUUACAGCUCAUUUUUUGAAAAGGAGUCUAUUUUAGCUGAAAAUGGGAGGGGGAAUGUAGUUCAACUUUUUAGGACAAGAUGAAAGAAAAAAAAUUCUGGAAAUUUUAAAUUAGUGCUUAACUAGAAAGCAUUCUUAGGAACCCAGAGAGGCACCAAAUGCUGUAGUUUCUGUUAUACACAUGUUGAAAUAAACUGCCUCAUACUUUAAGUUAUAUGAGAAGGAUGGAGAAAACCUGUUUCAUUUUGUAAAGACGUGCCCUGGGUGUGUGCUUGGCAGUGGGUAGAGCAGAAACAUUUAUAUUUCUAUAAAAAACACACAAGUGUAUAUUGUUUAACUUUCAUGCAAAAACUCGGAUAUAGUAUUUGGAAAUCUGUCUUUGUUUGAAUAGUUUAGUCAACCAGGAAAAUCAGUUACUAGAAGUGCUGUGCUAUUGUUUGUGUAGUAACUCACUUGGGAUGCUUUGAUUGAUUGCUAUGGUUCUCAUCAACCUCCUCUUCUGUGGAAAGUACUUAAACAGCUCUGACUCUCAAGCCGGGAAGUACAAAGAACCCUUAGGACUUGGAACAUACUGAUCUAGCUUGUGUAGGUUGGCUUCUAAAAUCAGUCUUAUCCUUUGCCUUCUUUGCAAGUAAGGAAUUAAGUUCACUUCAAGAUAGGAUUCCCCCGCCCCCUGUCAGCAAGGUAUAUAUCGAUGGAGGCUUUGUGUGGAAACUUUUGUCAUAGGGCUUUGCUCUAAAGCGGUCAGGUAAAAUUUGUUGACCAGGUCUUCUGCUUUUCUCUUUUCCGCUUUGCCCUUAUGCUCUCAUAACUUUCUAGACAAUUUCAUUUAUGGGUUUGUCAAAAUAUAAGUUGAAGUAAAAGUUUUCUUCUCUAGGAAGGUUUCUUUUGCAAAAACUUAGACUAAAAACUGGUGAUUGUGUCCAAGUGUAUCCUGGGAAAAUGAUUUCAGGAAUUAAACAUUAUCUUAGGGAAAUUAGACUGGGAUAGGAACUUAAAAAUAACUAAUUGAAAAAUUGGUUGUUUAUAACAUGUAAUUACAUUAGCUAUGGCCUUGUAAUUAGCAUUUGUACUUUGCAGAAGGAAAAAUAAGACAACACAUCACAAGACCAGAGGAGUUGUCUCCAAGGUAGUCUUUCUUUAAGAUAUAUGGUCUUACUACUUAAUAGGAACUAAUUAGAUUAGAAAGAGAAUUUGGAGUCUGGUUGCUAAAUAGAUUGCUUUGAAGGACUUGAUUUUAUGGUGAUUUUCAGUUAGUGCUUUUUUUUUUCCCAAGAAGUUUUGUUAAUUGGAUUAGAUAAUGUUUUAUUGUUUUUAUUCAGGAUUUUAUAUUGUAUGUAAAUAUCCUAUUUAUUUAUAAACAUUUCACUUAUACAUUUUUGUCGUGUAUAUGGUAUUAAUUCACUUUUAAGAGGCUGACAAGGAGGGCUUUGAUUCUUCUCAAUUAAACUUCAAAGAUGGUAUAUGGAAUAUACUUAAUGUCACUUUAAAAAUAUUGGAUUACAAUUAAGUGAAAAACUGGUUUGUUGGUUUUUUUUUUUUAAUCCUUCAAGUUUUCCGUCAUUGUUUGUGCUCUUUCCCCCAUUGUCAGGCUUAAAACAUACAGUAUCAUUGUCAUCUGUCCCCUGAAUAAUGGUCCUGAGGUGAUAUUAUUAAUGUGGCUUUUUAAAAUCAAACUAAUUAUACUUGCCUAAAAGAGCCACAUGUGUGUGAUUCUAGCUGCCUGGUGCCUUUUGAGAGCCCUGGAGACAAGCUAGUGAAUAGAGCUGAAAAUUCAUUCUGUAUUUGAUUAAAUGGAACAGACUCGCUGCUCCUUACCCCAGCAGGGGCUAUGAGAUCUCUUGAUCCCCGAAGCGGCUCCAAGACCCUGGGAAUAACAUUAGCGAGCACCUGAGGAAUUUCUGCCCUGCAGUGCCUUUUGUGUGUGUGUGUGUGUGUGUGUGUGUGUGUGUGUGUGUGUGUAGAGGGAUUGGAGCUGAGUGGUGAUGGGGCGGUGGAAGGAGGGAGCGGAGAGAGGCUACAUUAGAAGACUCCAUAUGUUAGCAGAUCUAAAAUCAAGGCAUGACUUAACAGCUUAUCUUAUAAGAGAAAACAGCCCAACCCGAAGGCAGAUUGCUAGUCAGGACUCUCUUACGAGCAGGACUGUGGUGAUGUGUUUUUAGCACUGAACUGAACGCCACUGUUAAGUACAAAAAGUCACUUCUCUGCUCUCCCUCUGAAGCACAAGCGUCUACACGUUGAAGACUUGUGAGCCAAAGCCUGGAAGUCUGUCCUACCUGCUUCUGUAAUCUGGCGCUAUGCAUCCAGAUCCUCAGCCCUUACAGACACUGCUGUAUGUUGUUACUCUUGCGAUCCUGUGUCCUUCCGUGAAUUCAGACUUGGCACCAUCUUUUAUUUCUGAGCCACUGUCCGCUGUCCAGAGACUUGGUGGACCCGUAGUACUCCAUUGUUCUGCUAAGCCUGUGACCGCUCAUAUCUCAUGGUUGCAUAAUGGAAAAAGACUGGAUAGAAACAUGGAACAGAUUAAGAUGCAACAGGGGACUUUGACUAUUCUGUCCCUUAAUCCCUCCCUUUCGGGUUCCUACCAGUGCGUUGCCAACAAUAGCAUCGGAGCAAUUGUGAGCGGCCCUGCAACAGUAUCUACUGCUGUUCUUGGUGAUUUUGGUUCACCAACAAAGCAGGUUAUUACAGCGGAAGAAAAGAGUACCGGUUUCAUUGGCUGCAAAGUACCAGAUAGUAACCCCAAGGCUGAGGUGCGCUAUAAAAUCCGGGGAAAGUGGCUGAAACAUUCCACAGAGAAGUACUUAAUCCUUCCAUCAGGGAAUCUUCAGAUUCUGAAUGUAUCUUCAGAGGACAAGGGAUCAUAUAAGUGUGCAGCUUUUAAUCCUGUCACUCAUGAAUUAAAAGUUGAACCCAUUGGCCGAAAGCUUCUUGUCAGUCGCCCUUCUUCCGACAAUUUUCACAUUCUUCACCCCACCUUUUCACAGGCACUAGCUGUGCUUUCUCAUAGCCCCGUCACCCUGGAGUGUGUGGUGAGUGGGGUCCCAGUUUCUCAAGUGCACUGGCUGAAGGACGGUCAGGACGCUGUGCCGGGAAGCAACUGGCGAAGGUUGCAUUCCCAUCUUGCCACAGACAGCAUUGACCCGGUGGACUCUGGAAACUAUUCUUGUAUAGUGGGAAACAAGUCUGGAGACGUAAAACAUGUGACUUACGUGGUUAAUGUGCUUGAAAAUGCUUCAAUUUCUAAAGGACUGCAGGAUCAGACAGUCUCUCUGGGUGCCACAGUACAAUUUACUUGUGAGAUUCAUGGGAACCCAACUCCAAACCGUACCUGGUUUCAUAACGCACAACCUGUUCAUCCUUCCCCACGACAUCUAACUGUAGGAAACAGACUGAAAAUCAGUGGUGUUACCAUGGAAGAUUCUGGGCUGUAUCAGUGUGUAGCAGAUAAUGGGAUUGGAUUCAUACAGUCUACUGGGAGACUUGAAAUUGAAAAAGGCAGUGGACUCAAGCCAGUUAUAAUUACAGCACCAGCAAGUACAAAGGUGGUAGAUGGAGACUUUGUUACUCUGUCCUGCAAUGCCACUGGGGUGCCAGUCCCAGUCAUGCGUUGGUAUGACAGGCACGGGUUGAUAACCAGCCAUCCGUCUCAAGUGCUCAGAUCAAAAUCCCGGAAAUCACACUUACGACCUGGGGGCUAUGACCUGGAGCCUGUCUACCUCAUCAUGUCCCGAGCUGGCUCAAGCUCUCUGUAUAUUCAGGCCAUCACUCAGGAGCAUGCUGGGAAAUACAUCUGCGAAGCCACAAAUGAACAUGGUGCCACACAGUCGGAGGCAGUCCUCACAGUUGUUCCUUUUGAAACAAAUACAAAAGCAGAAACAGUUACACCUUCCAAUCCCACUCAGAAUGAUAAAAGAGAUGGUUCAGAAGCUGGAUUAUUGAGCUCAUUUCCAGGGAAGAAACACUCCAGCGCAGUGGAAUCAUCGCCGGAGAAAAACACUAGUGGUGCCUCUGUCCCUGAUGCCCCCAUCAUUCUGAGCCCUCCGCAGACCUACACAUCUGAUACGUACAACCUGGUCUGGAGGGCGGGGAAGGAUGGCGGGCUGCCCAUCAAUGCCUAUUUUGUGAAGUAUCGAAAGCUAGAUGACGGCGUUGGCCUGGUGGGAAGCUGGCACACAGUUCGAGUCCCGGGAAGUGAGAAUGAGCUCCAUCUGACAGAACUGGAGCCAUCUAGUCUCUAUGAAGUUUUGAUGGUGGCAAGAAACGCAGCAGGUGAAGGGCAGCCCGCCAUGCUUACCUUCCGAACCAGCAAAGAGAAAACAACCUCAUCAAAAAACACCCAGGCGUCCUCUCCACCCAUGGGCAUCCCUAGGCGUCCUGUUGUUUCGGAGGCUGCGGACAACUUUGGGGUGGUACUUACAGAUUCCUCUAGGCAUAGUGGAGUUCCAGAGGCACCUGAUCGGCCUACCAUCUCUACGGCAUCAGAGACGUCCGUCUAUGUCACUUGGAUUCCUCGGGCCAAUGGGGGUUCUCCAAUCACUGCCUUCAAGGUCGAGUACAAACGGAUGAGGACUAGUGAUUGGCUGGUGGCAGCUGAAGAUAUCCCUCCUUCUAAACUUUCUGUGGAAGUUCGUAGCUUAGAGCCAGGUUCAACAUACAAAUUUAGGGUUAUUGCCAUCAACCAUUAUGGUGAGAGUUUUCGGAGUUCGGCAUCUCGUCCUUAUCAGGUGGCUGGGUUCCCCAAUCGUUUCUCUAACCGUCCAAUAACUGGACCCCACAUUGCAUACACUGAAGCUGUCAGUGAUACGCAGAUCAUGCUGAAGUGGACGUACAUUCCAUCAAGUAACAAUAAUACUCCCAUUCAAGGAUUUUAUAUCUACUACCGGCCAACAGAUAGUGACAAUGACAGUGAUUACAAGAGGGAUGUUGUAGAAGGUUCAAAGCAGUGGCACAUGAUUGGCCAUCUGCAGCCAGAAACCUCCUACGAUAUUAAAAUGCAGUGCUUCAACGAAGGGGGAGAAAGCGAGUUUAGUAACGUGAUGAUCUGUGAAACUAAAGUAAAACGUGUUCCUGGAGCUUCUGAGUAUCCUGUCAAAGACUUGAGUACCCCUCCAAAUUCCCCAGGAGGUGGACGAAACGUUGGGCCUGCAACCAGCCCUACCAGAAGCAGCGAUAUGUUGUAUCUGAUAGUUGGCUGCGUGCUGGGUGUCAUGGUCCUCAUUCUCAUGGCUUUCAUCGCAAUGUGCCUGUGGAAGAACCGCCAGCAAAGCACCAUACAGAAAUAUGACCCUCCAGGAUAUCUCUACCACGGGUCAGAUAUUAAUGGACAGAUGGUGGAAUACACUACUCUGCCUGGCACAAAUCGGAUAAAUGGGAAUGUUCAUGGAAGCUUCAUAAGUAAUGGAGGUCUCAGCAAUGGCUGCUCCCAUGUUCACCAUAAGAUCUCUAAUGGAGUCAAUGGAGUCAUGAAUGGGAACUUGAAUGGAGGGCUUUACGCGGGACACACAAGCUCACUAACCAGGACGCAUGUGGAUUUUGAACAUCCUCGUCACCUAGUAAAUGGUGGUGGGAGGUACACAGCAGUACCUCAGACGGACCCGCUGGAGCGCGUUAGCUGUCGAAAUUGUCGGAACAACAAUAGGUGUUUCACCAAAACCAGCAGCACUUUCAGCAGCAGCCCCCUUCCUGUGGUCCCAGUGGUAGCACCUUAUCCUCACGAUGGCUUGGAAAUGAAGCCCCUCAGUCACAUGAAGGUGCCCGUAUGUCUGGCUUCCACAGCCCCCGACUGUAGCCAGUCACCUGAGGAGAGCUUCAAAGAUGACACGGCACCAAGACCUGCUCAGCAUACUUGCUGUCAGGACGAUAGAAAUGACAUCGACAUUGAGUGCACAGAAGAUACAGCAGAGUUCAGCAGAGGAGACAGCUGUGUCCAUUCAGAAACAGAGAACAAAAUUUUAAGUUGGAAUCCUCUUAUUUUGCCACAUGGGUCAAAGGACUGUACUGAAAAGACAGCGUGGUUUCCUCCCGGCAUUCCUCUAGACAGCCCUUCAGGGGUCCUUCAGCAACCCCAAGAAACCUGAGGAUGUGCAUACGACUGGUCAUGCUCCCACUUCAAGCCAGCACCUGCACAAAACAGGCCUGGGGAUGGACUGCGUGAAGGACAUUCAUUCAAAUCAGAGAAAAUCGUUAUUUAUUUUUUGUAGUAGUAAGGUCAUAUGAAUGUAUCUUAAAUUGUGUGCCCUUUUUUAUUAUUUAUGCCUUAACAAUUCCUAUUCCUCACUCCCCCUCAGUAGGAAACCUAGUUUUGCGUAGUUUUCAAUCAUCUGAGAGCAGUGGUAUCAUUCCAUGUUUCCGAGAACCUCAGUGACCAGAAGAGCUUCUCCUGCAAGGAUCCAGCCUCUUGGCCGAUACGGCUCGAGAGGGAACUGAUCUGGCUGUUCGAAGUUUUCAGAUGGAAAGCUGGCUUUUGAUACUAUGUUUAUUAUUAUUGAGAACAUUUGGAAUCACCCUCAGCUGUCACUUAGUGUUUAUAAUAGCAGGUCUCUUUUGAAUUUUAGGAGUGCCUUCCACAGAAGUGAUAGGGGACCUGUUGACUGUCUGCACAUGGGCACAAGUUAUGUUCCGUUUUCUAGACACUAGUCACAAAGUGUCAUGAACAUGGUUUGAGGUUAAGGUCUGUGGGGUUAUUGCAUUUUGCAGAGAGGGAACCAGGGCCAGAGAGAAGAAUGAAUGUCCUCAGGUCCCACUACCCUAAAAUUGGAUUGGUUUAUAAAAUCAUCACUGUGGGGCUCUUUUUGACUGUUCUGAGAGUAGGAACAACAUAAGUUUAAAGUGGCGACUUGAAAAGAAAGACCCACAUUGUGCUCCCGAUGUCAUGCCACCCGAAAAUUAUUAUUUUCCAGCUUCCAACAUGGGCAAUGCUUGGAAGACGUGAAUGUCAGAAAAGAUUUAAUUUGGAGGGAAAGGGGUAUGGUCUGAAAUUUCCUGACUUUUUUCAGAAUGUCGUCAUUGUAAACAGGCACCUGAAGCUUCGGUUAGCAGAGCUCAUAAAUCACAGUUACUGCUCCCUCUGAGUGACGAGGACAUUUGCAGCUGCCUUUGGAAGGCUUUUCUUCUCCACAUCUAAAAAAAAGAAACAAAAGCUCACAAAAAAACACUACUACUAUUUAAUAGCUAUUUUAAUAGCUUUUGAGUCAAGCUUUAAUGGAUCACUGCUUAUUUUUGGAUUGUGCAUCCCUUGGGGGGAAAAAAAAACAAAAUGAUUCUCUUUAUGUAGAGUCAAACAGUUUCAGCAUAAAUGAAAAAAACUUCUUUCCCAAAAAUUGCAGUGAAAUAGACUAGAAUACUAUGUUAAUCAACUGUUUAUGUAAAUGCAUCAAUAUUCCCUUACAUAUGUCUAUAUAUUUUAUAAAUAGAGCUGUUAGCGAAAUACGUUGUUUGAGCUGGGUCACUAUGCGAGAAUGUCUUCGAGUGGAAUGUAGUGAAUAUAAGUUCAGGGUCCGGUAUUAGGGGUGCUGUAGAAUCAAAUUCUGCAUUCCAGAUGUCCAUACCUAUAGUAUGCUGGAUUUAUGAUUCAUGUGGUGUAGAUACACUUGGCUUUGGAGGGGGAUAUCUGCAUCCCUUCUGUGAUUAGCAAAGGACGGAGUCCUAGUGCACAGAAUAUGAAAACAUGCCCUGUGUUUUUUGCCAACCAACUCACAGCCAUGCGGUCACAAAGGGAGUUUGAGAAAACUGGGAGUAAAUGUUCGUAGGCAGUCAUUUUGAUUCAGGAAACAGAGGUAUAUUAGCAUGAGCCUUAGGUCAUAAACUGCUUUUAAAGAUUGAGUUUGAAUAUGGGAUUUGUCCACCCGGUAGAGGAGACAACUUUUACCUUUAGGGCAAACUCAUUGUGGACUGCUUUAUUUAUAUUAUUAGUAACGCUGUUUUAAGUGUUAUCCCUUUUAUUGUAUUUUAUUUAUAAAAAAAAUGCCUUUAUAUAUUGAGACAUAAAUAUAAAUAUAAAUAUAAAUAUAUAAAUAUAUAUAUAUAUAUAUACAGUUGCCUUACUGUUCAGGAGUUCUGCAUUCUCCCUGACCUUGAGUUAUUCUGAACUUGUAUGACCUGCACAGUCAACCAGCAACCGUCCUGCCUGCUGUCGCUUCCCCGGAAAGUCCGAGGACAUAGCACAGGGUGGGAGAUGGCCCUAGCAUUUGUGGAGUAGCUGCGGUGGACCAGGCACCGUGCUCAAUGCUGGCCUCUGCUAUCUCGGUAACCCUCACAGCAAAUCUGCAACAUAGCCAGUCACCCACCACAGAGCCUGAACUUUAGCCCAGUUUAUCUGGAGCCGUAAUCUGGGCUCCUUCCAUUUUUUUCCAUACUGCUUUCCAAAAGCAUGUGGUUCCCUCUUUCAAUGGAACCGGUCCAGUUCUGUAUGCUCUCCUCCCCUGCCGCAUGGUGCCUCCGAUGCCCUGACCCCACAGCCAGAGAAGCUGUGCUCGGUCCUGCAGGGGCAGAGCUGUGUGCUCUGGGUCUUUCCAGAGUCCCCGUUUCUCCCCAGGACACCCCUCACCUCUUCCUACCCCCCCCUCCCCGCCCCGCCAGGGAAUGUGAUCUUCCCUCGGCUUAGUGAACAUGUCACUGGUCAGGCCUCUUCAUGUGCCUUCUCCUCUUAGAAUUCUCUGUGGUUCUUUGUUUUAGCAUAAAACAUCCCCGCUCCUGUCGUAUCGAUUCAUUAUCUCCUUUUUUUCCAUCACGUACCAAUAGUCUGGUGAUGGGUGCCGUACAGGAUGUAAGCGAAAUUGCAAUGUUUUCAGCCUUUUGAAGUGGUCUUUUAGGAAAGCAUUUCUGGGUUGUGUUUAUGUUGAGUGAGUCUGUGAACACCGAUACGUCUGUAUCAGGCCGACUGUGUCGCAACGAUCAUUCCAGAUACAGUACUGCAAAGAGCUUAAUUUCAGAAUUGAAUUCCACCUGUGUUGCCCUUUUACAGCAAUGACUUUGAGAUGCAUGUCUUUGUAUCAUAUUGAAAAGUGUGUUUUUAUUUUCCUUCAGGUUGUAAUAUUCUGUUUGGAACUGUACAUAUU
Messenger RNA from Panthera uncia (snow leopard), 9609 nucleotides. RefSeq names its product cell adhesion associated, oncogene regulated (gene CDON). The coding region runs from base 2848 to 6630 and encodes 1260 amino acids. NCBI's taxonomy places the organism in Eukaryota, Metazoa, Chordata, Mammalia, Carnivora, Felidae. The transcript is spliced from 20 exons. Gene Ontology annotation, molecular function: protein binding. The record is from RefSeq and is a predicted model, not a curated record. Gene Ontology annotation, biological process: nervous system development; axon guidance; cell-cell adhesion. Gene Ontology annotation, cellular component: axon; plasma membrane.